Ambispora gerdemannii is the source of this 867-nucleotide messenger RNA. The record is from the annotation of a GenBank genome assembly. NCBI's taxonomy places the organism in Eukaryota, Fungi, Glomeromycota, Glomeromycetes, Archaeosporales, Ambisporaceae.
AUGGCUACGGUAUUUAAACUUGCAAAAGCACAAAAAGAGGGUACUGACCCAUUAUCUAGUGGGGCACAUAAAGAAAAAAGUUCCGAGGAACGGAAAACGAAAAGAAAUAAACAGCGUGUACUGGCAAUAUCUUCCCGUGGAAUAAAUUAUCGACAAAGACAUUUGCUGAAUGAUUUGGGAGCUCUAUCACCACACUUUAAAAAGGAUGCAAAACUCGAUCAAAAAUCCCAAUUUAGCAUUCUCAAUGAACUUGCCGAACUGAAUAAUUGUAAUAAUUGUAUUUUCUUUGAAGUGCGACGGAAGCAGGAUUUAUAUCUUUGGGCCAGUAAAACACCAAAUGGUCCAAGCAUCAAAUUUCACGUGCAAAAUAUACAUACGAUGGAUGAAUUGAAAAUGACUGGUAAUUGCUUGAAAGGAUCAAGACCAAUCAUCUCUUUUGACAAGACAUUUGACACGCAGCCACAUUUUUCUCUUAUAAAACAAAUAUUUGGUGUGCCAAGAGGAGCUCGUCGAGCAAAACCUUUCAUCGAUCACGUAAUUUCAUUCUCGAUAGCAGAUGAUCGGAUAUGGUUCCGAAAUUAUCAGGUUGUUGAAAAAGAUCCAACAGAAUUCGAUAAAAAGCAAAAGGACAUUACUCUUGUUGAGAUUGGUCCACGCUUUGUGUUGAAUGUGAUUCGAAUAUUCGAAGGAAGUUUCAACGGCGCGACUAUUUUUGCUAACCCAGAAUUUAUAACACCCACUCAGAUUCGACGUAAUAUAAGAGCCGAGAAAGCUGCACGUUAUCAAUCGCGUGUGCAAUCCAAAGAAGAAUUAAGACGGAAACUUUCCGCUAGUGAUUUGCCUUUCGACCCUAUGGAAACAUCGUGA